AUGCUCCACACAAUGACAUGUUGGCUCCCGGUCCUGGUCCUCCAUUUGGUCCUCCUGAGCCCCCCGCGCGUGGCAGCCUGCCCUGCCCGCUGCGAGUGUGCCCCGCAGAUCAAGUCGGUGGUGUGUCACCGCAAGCGGCUCACCUCCAUCCCCGAGGGCAUCCCCACCGAGACCAAGAUCCUGGAGCUCAACAAGAACCGCAUCCGCUGCCUGAACCCGGGGGACCUCUCCCCGUACCCACUGCUGGAGGAGCUGGAUUUCAGCGAGAACAUCAUCUCCAAUGUGGAGCCAGGCGCCUUCAGCAACCUGUUCAACCUGCAGACCUUGCGGCUGCGGGGGAACCAGCUCAAGCUCAUCCCCCCGGGGGUCUUCACCAAGCUGACCAACCUCACCCUCCUGGACAUCAGCGAGAACAAACUCGUCAUCCUGCUGGACUACAUGUUCCAGGACCUGCGAAACCUGAAGAGCCUGGAGGUGGGUGAUAACGACUUGGUGUACAUCUCCCAACGGGCCUUCUCGGGGCUUCUUGGCCUGGAGCAGCUGACCAUCGAGAAGUGCAACCUGACCUCCAUCUCGGCCGAGUCACUCUCCUACCUCCAGAACCUGGAGGUACUACGGCUCCGGCACCUCAGCAUCUCCACGCUGGAGGACCAAAACUUCAAGAAGCUCUACAACCUGCUGCAGCUGGAGAUCGACAACUGGCCGCUGCUGGAAGAUGUCUCCCCCACCAGCUUCCAGGGCCUGAACCUCACCUCACUCUCCAUCACCUACACCAACAUCACAGCCGUGCCCGCCGCUGCCUUGAGGAACCUGGUGUACCUUCGGUACCUGAACCUGUCCUACAACCCCAUUAGCACUGUGCUGAAGGGCUCCUUUAAAGACCUCAUCCGGCUCCAGGAGCUCCACAUCGUGGGUGCUCUCUUGAUGUCUGUGGAGCCGCAGGCUUUCUCCGGCCUGAGACAAAUCCGGCUGCUCAAUCUCUCCAGCAACUUUCUCUCCACACUGGAGGAGAGCACCUUCCACUCUGUCAACACACUGGAGACGCUGCGGGUGGACAGGAACCCCCUGGCCUGCGACUGCCGCCUGCUCUGGAUCCUGCAGCGAAGGAAGACGCUCAACUUCGAUGGGCAGCAGCCCAUGUGCUCCUCGCCACCCGAAAUCCAGGGCAAUGCCCUGCGCGACUUCCCGGACUCCGUGCUCUUCGAGUACUUCACCUGCCAGAAGCCCAAGAUAAAGGAUCGGAAGCUGCAGCACGUGACGGCCCGGGAAGGGCAGUCCGUGUCCUUCCUUUGCCGGGCGGACGGGGAGCCGGACCCCUCCAUCGCCUGGGUGUCCCCCCCGCACCGCAUGAUCGCCACCCGCAGCACGGGGCGGGCGACCGUGCUGCCCGGGGGCACCCUGGAGAUCCGCUUCGCCCAGGUACAGGACAGCGGCACCUACAUCUGCAUCGCCAGCAACGCGGGGGGCAACGACACCUACUUCGCCACCCUGACGGUCAAGGGGCGCCCGGCCGAUGGCUCCCACUACACGAACCGGACUUUGUACCUCAGCGAGUUCAACGACACCUCCCACAACGACACGCAAGUCUUCUUGAAGUUUACAUUGGACCUCAAGACCAUCCUGGUCUCCACGGCCAUGGGCUGCAUCACCUUCCUAGGUGUGGUGCUCUUCUGCUUCCUCCUCCUCUUCGUCUGGAGCCGGGGCCGAGGGCAGCACAAGAACAACUUCUCAGUGGAAUACUCAUUCCGCAAGGUGGAUGGUCCCACCACCACCACCGGCCAAGGAGGAGCCAGGAAGUUCAACAUGAAGAUGAUCUGA
Opisthocomus hoazin is the source of this 1818-nucleotide messenger RNA. Lineage: Eukaryota; Metazoa; Chordata; Aves; Opisthocomiformes; Opisthocomidae. The record is from RefSeq and is a predicted model, not a curated record.